ACACAUAAAUGAAAUACAAUUUAAUGGAUACGGGUUGUCUGUCAAAUGUAUUAAUGUUGAUUCAAGAUUCAUCGUAAAAAAAAAUGUAAUACUACUUCGCGGAUAUGUGCAAUGUUUUUGUUGGUAUCAAAUAUAUUUUUCCAAAAUUCUCAACUAAAAUACUUAAAAAAUCUAUUCCUUAAAAUAUGAAUACAUUAUGCACAUGGCAGCAAUAUAUGAUGUUGUAAUCAAAGAUGUCAGUUCUUGAGAAGCAACGCUUCCUUUGAAGUGUUCAAGUUCAAGAGGCCUGCUAAGGCACAAUGAAAGCCAUUGUAUCAAUUACAUUGAUCGUGCUGUUAUAUGGGAUAAACUCAGUACCCAUCAGUGCCAUUAGAAUAUGUGCCAGCAGAAAAAAAAAUAAUGAGAAUUUUCUCUUAAAACAAAAUACACCCAGUGUACCUGAAGAUUUACUCAAUGACAGUAAUGUAAUUCAUACUGGAAAGGAUGAUAAUAUUAAUUUUGAAAAAUGUACUAAUUUUUGCCAUGCAUUGUGGCAAGAAGAAAAGACUGCAAAUGGAACCAAAAUUAUCAUUUUAUCUCAAGGUUGUUGGAAACAGUCUGGUGAACAAAAAUGUGAAACAACAGAAUGCAUUGCCCUUCAACGUUCUACUAAAGCACUGAAUAAUACAAAAUUUUGUUGUUGUCAUGGAGAUUAUUGUAAUCUUAAUAUCAAUAGUACUAAUAUCUUAUACUCUGAAAAUAAUGCACAUAGUUCUAUUCCUGCAGAAGAUAAUCAACCAACAACUGAAUAUUUGGAACAAUCAGAUUCUGGGAAAUGGAUUGUUAUCAUAAGCGUUCUGCUAUGCAUACUAUUAGUAAUAAAUAUUGUAGCUAUAAUGGUAUAUCGUGUAUAUCACAGUAAUAUGAUAGCAAGAUUAGGAAAACCACUUUCCUAUACAGAUCAGUUUAUGGAUAGCACGGCACUAAGAACUGGUACUUAUACAGUAGAUCAUUUGAAACUUACAACAAUUGUAGGACAAGGACGCUAUGGGUCGGUAUGGCAAGGCAGCAUGGGAGAUCAAGAUGUCGCUGUAAAAAUAUUUCCUUCCCAUUAUCGUAAUUAUUUCCAAAAUGAGAGAGAUACUUAUUGUCUUCCCUUUAUGGAACAUCCAUCUCUUCUAAGUUAUUAUGGUGUUGAUGAAAGAAUCAGUAUGGAAGGUAGUGUUGAAUAUCUUUUAGUACUUAGCUUUGCACCAGGUGGUACUUUAACAGAUUUUUUAAGAACUCAUACAAUUGAUUGGGCCACAUUUUGCAAAAUGGGUCUUUCUAUGGUGAAAGGACUUGCUUACUUACACACUGAUAUACAUAAAAGUGAUAAAUUUAAGCCGUGCAUUGCACAUAGAGACAUUAAUUCGAGAAAUAUAUUGAUCAAAGCCGAUGGUACUUGUUGUAUAUGCGAUUUAGGAUUAGCAGUUCAAAUUUCUGGUUCUAAAUACUAUUCAAACGGAGAAGCACAACAUGCCGAGAUAAAAUCAAUCAACGAUGUCGGUACUUUGAGAUAUAUGGCGCCAGAAAUAUUAGAAGGGGCUGUAAAUUUAAGAGAUUGUGAAAGCUCUUUAAAACAAAUAGAUGUUUAUGCAAUGGGCUUAGUCUUAUGGGAAUUAGUUUCAAGAUGUUCAGACAUUUACAUAUUAGGAUCAGAAGUACCUCCUUAUAGACAACCAUAUGAGAAAGAAAUUGGCCUUCAUCCAACAUUUGAACAAAUGCAAGUUCUAGUUUCUCGUAAUAAAGCAAGACCUUUAUUGGAGGGUAAUUUAGUGGACAGGCCCGGAGUACGUUUAAUUAAGGAAACAAUGGAAGAUUGUUGGGAUGCAGAUGCAGAAGCUCGAUUGACUGCUUUAUGUAUAGAAGAGCGUCUUUCAGAAUUACAAUCUCAUCGAGUAACAAUGCAUUUCACCGAUGGAAGUCCAAUGGUAAACUCUCAUUGUACUCUAGUGCCUUCAACCACAAACAGCCUUUAUAGCGAAUCUUCGUAUCAUGAUAAUGUUCACGUCACUCAACUUGCAUCGCACGCAGUACAAGACAGUUCGAGUAACGAAGGUGGCAUUGUUGAAAAUUUGGUAACAUUAUCGCCUUGUGAAAGCAUUGUCCAUGAGCAUAGCUUUAAAAAUUCAAAUGAAGUAGCAAUAUAUAAUCAUACUCAAACACUUCAACCUUAUCAAGGGCGAAACCCUUGUAUGGAACGAAAUUUAAUGUUACAGUCAGAUUCACUUGAAGAUUUAGGGUGCAAUGGUAAUGUACUCGUUGAUAAAUCUAUGAAACAUGCGUGUAAUGAUCAGUACAGAAUUGUAUCAGAAGCACAAGGACUUGUUUCCCAUGACUAUUUGAGUCAACACACGACGCAAUUAACCCAGCUAAGACCAGCUACACCUAUACCAUAUGUUCAAAAUGUUAUCUCGGAUGAUGGUGCAUCAUCAUAUGGUAAAAGAAAACAGACAAACGUACAUGAAGUUUGUCCGCAAGAUAGCCCCAGAAAAAAAUUGUUUGGAUGGUCAAAUUUUAAAAAAUUACUUGUUAAUAAAAAGAUGUAUCCAUAUAAUAAGUAUCAAAUAGAUCGAGAGGAUUCUAAAUCUAAUUUAUUGUCAAAACAGAACGUACAGAUCAAAACUGUAGAGACUAAUGUAACGAUAUCUCCAGCAGGGAAAUAUGUAAAUGGUAUUAUUACAAAAACACCUACUUUUAGCCCUACGCUAGAUAAGAAUGAUAAGAAUGCUAUACAAAUUGGUAAACAGAAAUUUGAUAAUGAUAAUACAAAUACCCGACCAUCUACCUUGCCCCUUGUAAAUCUAAGAAAUAAAAAAAGUGAAAAUAUCAGUAGACAGGAAAGCAUCGAUAAAUUCAACGAAGUUUUUAACGUGGGAUCUAAUGUAAACGUAUUAAAGGAUCCGCAUAUGAGAAUAAAAACGCCGGGAGAUUUGCCGCCUUCUGUAAGAAAAAUACGUGGUCGUGGACAAUCAAGUGCUAGAUUUUCUCUUUAUGAUGACCGAAUGAUGUGCAAUAUUUUAAGCGAGGAAGACGACCGAAGUGAUAAAGCUAUUUGGAAUUCAGUACCAUUUGGCAUGGAUCUUGGCGACAGCGAUGACAAACAUUCGUCGACUAAAUUUAGUACCAAAAAUGUUACUUGCUUUUAAUCUAAUAUAGUACUAACAUAUUUGUAAAGAUUUUAGAAAUAAGUAUAAACAGGGCUGUAUUAUAACUUCAGCUUCAAUAUGUGUAUGUACAGAAAAAUAUACGUAAUGAUAAGUCAAAUUUUAUACUCUUAAUGGAAAUACAUUAUGAAAAUUCAAAUAUUAAAGGAAAGAAGGAAAAACAAAUAAAAAAAGACAACAAAAUAUACUCGAAUAAUAUUAAGACAUUAAAGGAGCUAUUGAAUAAUUUACAUUAAUUACUUAGUCCUUAUAAGUAUAUUUUGUGCUUAAAGGAUCUUUUUCUUGCAUAACAAAUAUCUAUUCAUAAAUCUUAUAUCAAUGUUAAUAUUAAUGUUCUAUACAUUCAAAGUAGCAGCAAAAAGUUCAUUAGGAAUGUAUUUUGAUACACAUAGUAAGUGUACAUUAUAAUCCCCAUUGUCAGCACAUAGCUAUCUUAAAUGUUUAUAAUUUUUAUGAAUUAUACACAAUUAUUUCAAGAAAAUCGGUGUCAAUUGUUUAUCAAGAUAUACAAUAUAAAACAAUUGUUCUUAAUAUAGAACUCUUUUUCUAAAUUUAAAUCUUAUCCAUAUAAUUAUUACAGUUGAAUGACAUAUAUUUCUGAGGAUUAGAAAAAAAGUUAUAAAUUCUAAUGCACAACGUGUUUUUUUUUUUUUUUUUUUAACACCUUUAUGUUUUCCACAAAAGGAAAAUUAUGGUUAAUAGAUAAAAGUGUGCAUUACAGCAUAUAAUUACAUAAAAUAAAAGCAAUGUAAAAAUGUACUUUACAUUCAAAUGGAAAUUGUCUAAGCACAAAAUUCGUACUUUCCGUAAGCUCAAUGUAAAUAUUCGUAAGAUAUAAACAUUUUAAUAUAUGAAUUAAACAAG
Bombus pascuorum is the source of this 4052-nucleotide messenger RNA. RefSeq names its product bone morphogenetic protein receptor type-2 (gene wit). The transcript has 11 exons. The coding region runs from base 300 to 3170 and encodes 956 amino acids. Gene Ontology annotation, molecular function: ATP binding; transforming growth factor beta receptor activity. Lineage: Eukaryota; Metazoa; Arthropoda; Insecta; Hymenoptera; Apidae. The record is from RefSeq and is a predicted model, not a curated record. Gene Ontology annotation, cellular component: signaling receptor complex; plasma membrane. Gene Ontology annotation, biological process: cellular response to growth factor stimulus; protein phosphorylation; BMP signaling pathway.